GUGACGCCUGGAUGGCUGGCCGGCAGUAGCGGAGCAGUUAGGCAUUUCAGCGGCGUUGCGGGACGUUUAAAUAGCGUUCCGGUACUGCAGACUGUCUUGUGAAAAGCGGAACUGGUGGGCGGUAUGCAAUGCCCUGACUGACAGGCUCCUCAAAUAUAUUGGCAGACCACCCCACCCCCAUAGAUCGCUCUGAGUCACAUCCAUAUCCCUCUCUUCAGGUACAGGGGUGUCGCCUCCAGGGCACAGUAAAGAGACCUCUGGUUUAUGGGAAAGGCAGGAACUGAACCCAUGAGAGAACCCGUGUGACAGCCACUGACUGACAGGCGCCAAGGGGAGACCCCAAUAUGCAGGGGGACAUACCUACUAUGAAGGUGUCUGACAGUGAGGGUAAGACGGACCCCACGCAAAGUCCUCUCAAUCAUCGGCCUUCCAGUAGAGGAGGUGGGAGCAGCAAAGCCUGGCAGUACAGUGAUCACAUGGAGAAUAUAAGCGGUUACCUGAUGAAGUACACUAACUUGGUCACUGGCUGGCAGUUCCGAUAUUUUGUGCUGAAUAAUGAGGCUGGACUGUUAGAAUAUUUUGUUAAUGAGCAGUCCAGGAAUCAGAAGCCUAGAGGAACAGUCCAGCUUGCCGGAGCAGUUAUUUCACCCAGCGAUGAAGAUUCCCACACCUUCACAGUUAAUGCUGCCAGUGGGGAAUUGUACAAGCUAAGAGGAACUGAUGCCAAAGAACGCCAGCACUGGGUGAGUCGGCUACAGAUCUGCACUCAACACCACACAGAAGCCAUUGGUAAGAACAACCCCCCUCUGAAAUCCAGAAGCUUCUCACUGGCCUCUCAGGGCAGUGGAAACUCUCCUGGGUCCCAGCGGCGACCCAGCCAAAAUGCUGCCUCCUUCUUCAACCUUGGCCAUAACAGGAUGGUGCCAGCCAACAGAAGAGCUCAGCUGCUGCAGCCAGAUCACUUAGGAGAUGUGCGAGAGAUGAUGAGCAAAGUGGAGGGUCAGCAAAGGGAUCUAAUGCGCAGCAUUGAGGGUCUCCCCACUGCCGGGCACCUAGGUUCACUGGAUCAGGAUCUUCUCAUGCUGAAAGCGACUUCUAUGGCCACACUUGGCUGCCUGAAUGACUGUUUUCAAAUGUUACACCAGCAACAUAUAGCCCUGCAGAGACACAUUACUCCCACAGGUACAACGAUCAAUUGGCCUGAAGCAAAAAUCCCAAUCCCUAAUCAUCUGAAGAAUGGGGAGGAGCCCAGUCUCACGGAGCAGGAAAGCAAAGAGCAAGAGCUUCUGAGAGGGACACAGGUCUUAUCUGAUAGCACCCUGGCUUCUGGGGAACCUGAAGACAUAAACCCAGAGGAUGAGGUCGAAGACGAGUGUGAUCUCAAAGAAGAUGACUUGGGAGCUGUGGAGGAACAGCGCAGUGUCAUCUUGCAUCUCUUAUCCCAGCUCAAAUUGGGCAUGGACCUGACCCGGGUGGUCCUCCCCACAUUCAUCCUGGAGAAGCGCUCCUUGCUAGAAAUGUAUGCUGACUUCCUGUCCCACCCAGACCUCUUCCUGUCCAUCAGCGGUGGCCUCACUCCUGAGGAACGCAUGGUGAGAUUCGUGGAGUAUUAUCUGACCUCCUUCCAUGAAGGACGCAAGGGGGCAUUGGCCAAAAAGCCAUACAACCCCAUCAUUGGGGAGACAUUUCACUGCUCCUGGAGUGUACCCAAAGAUUCUCUGCAGCUUUCCAAAUCUUCAGAGAAGCCCCUCGAAGCACAGGAUCAGGCUCCACAUCCGGAAGACUCUAAUAAACCGGAUUGUUACACCAUUAGGUUUGUGGCUGAGCAGGUCUCCCAUCACCCUCCGGUCUCUGGGUUCUAUGCUGAAUGUCCUGAGCGCCAAAUGUGCGUCAACACCCACAUCUGGACAAAGAGCAAAUUCAUGGGGAUGUCCAUUGGAGUGACCAUGAUUGGAGAAGGAGUCCUGUACCUGUUGGAACAUGGGGAAGAGUACACAUUCACCCUACCUUGUGCAUAUGCUCGCUCCAUUCUCACCGUGCCGUGGGUGGAACUGGGUGGGAAGGUCAAUGUGAACUGCGCAAAGUCUGGUUACUCUGCAGCCAUCACCUUCCACACAAAGCCUUUCUAUGGGGGCAGGUUGCACAGGGUGACUGGGGAAGUGAAGCACAAUGCCACUAACAGUGUAGUGUGUAAAGUCCAGGGCGAGUGGAACAGUGUUCUGGAAUUCACAUACAGCAGCGGGGAAACCAAAUCUAUUGACCUGACCAAGUUGCCGGUGACAAGAAAAUUGGUGCGUCCUGUGGAGAAGCAGGGCCCAUUCGAGUCCAGGCGUCUGUGGAAAAAUGUUACUGAGUCUUUGAGUGCAAAGGAUAUAGAAAACGCAACAGAGCACAAGCGAGCCCUGGAGGAGAGACAGAGGGCAGAGGAGAGGCUCCGAGCAGAGACUGAGACUCCAUGGAUCACAAAAUACUUCACAAAGGAGGGAGAGGGAUGGUUCUACAACCAGCCCCUAUGGAAAAGUUCAGACUCGGACCAGUAAAGGCUUUCCCUGCCAUUGCUGGAUGAUUGUACCCAUUGACUUGACUAGCCAAGAUAUGGAGAUUCCCCUGGGAGUGUUCAUCAGCAGACUGGGGCUGGCACAAAUCCGCAUCUGGGAGUCAGGCAUAAUCUCUGAUCAGUGUUACUUGUCUUCUCUGUCCCACUCUGGAACUUCCUCUAUGAACCCCUGAUACCCCAGGACCCUCAAUUCACUCAGGACUCUGCAAGCAAUUCCUACUCUGUACUUGCAGUAAUAAAUCUUCUAAAUGAC
This is a messenger RNA of Xenopus laevis (African clawed frog), 2810 nucleotides long. It is a transcript of the gene osbpl11.L, whose product is annotated as oxysterol binding protein like 11 L homeolog. The record is from RefSeq and is marked provisional. NCBI's taxonomy places the organism in Eukaryota, Metazoa, Chordata, Amphibia, Anura, Pipidae. Gene Ontology annotation, molecular function: lipid binding; sterol binding. Gene Ontology annotation, cellular component: Golgi apparatus; endoplasmic reticulum-trans-Golgi network membrane contact site; cytosol. Gene Ontology annotation, biological process: lysosomal membrane organization; phospholipid transfer to membrane; phospholipid homeostasis.